CACGCUCCCAUCUUCUACCGUAAUUACCAAGUCACAUCGUACGCCGCCGAACCAUUUCACGACUCGCACAGUCGCACCACCACAUUUGCCAGAAGAUGAUGACUGUAUCCAUUUCCCAUACCACGACACUCGAGGUUCCGGCUGACUGUCAGCCUUCCUCUCUUGCCUACCUGACGGGGCUGACUUCCCAAAGAGGCCAUCGGCUGGUAGCGCGAGACCCUUUCUGCGUAACAAUCAAUAUCUGACGAACAUCACCGACAAUCUCCACAGCCUACAACGCUUUCAAGUCAACGUUGCAAUGCAGUCAAACUAUCGAUGGCUGCUCUCCAACAUCUUCCUCGUAUGCAAGCAGCCGUGAUAUCACCGACGGUGGAUCACUGUCAUCUCUCCGGCAGCCAGGUCUGCCCAUGGCCUUUGUGAACUUGGGGACUUUGAGAACAGGCCAUCGAGAAGCCAUGGUGGUCGACACAUCCCAUCUAGGCAUCACGCAGGAUAUCCAGUCAAUAAUGUAUAAGAUGGCAGUUUGAACUUCAUCUUGUUCUUGCCGCCGGGCUCGUCCCCGCCAUGGUCUCGGCUCGGGCCCUCUCCCCCCGUGCUGUUGACUGUGCCUUUGCCACGACUGCUGAUGCCGGCGCGACUUGCGAGAGCUUCGCUGCCAGCUGGGGGCAGUCUGUCGACGAGCUCAAGAAGUUGAACCCUGGCAUCACCUGCCCCAACCUUGACACCAGCAAGACCUACUGCGUCAUCGGCACUGUCACUGCUGAUCCUACCCCGUCUUCGUCCUCGUCCUCGUCAUCGAGCACCAGCACCACGCUCAAGACGACCACUACCACCAAGGUCUCCACCACUUCUUCCUCGACCUCUACAUCGUCCUCGACUACCGCCGCCCCUGCCCCUAGCAACUCCCCUGCUAUGCCCGGGUUGGCAGCCAACUGCGAUGGCUUCUACAAGGUAGCCUCUGGCGACUCGUGCGAUACCAUUGCCUCCAAGAAUGGAAUCACCACCACGCAGUUCAAGUCCUGGAACACCGAGAUCAACGCUGAGUGCAGCAACCUGUGGCUUGACUAUUACGUCUGCGUCCACGUGCCCGGCGCGGCUGCCCCGAUGACCACCACCAAGGUCACCAGCACCACCGCUGCCCCGGCUCCGACCAACUCUCCCCAGAUGCCCGGUUUGGCUGCCAACUGCGAUGGCUUCUACAAGGUAGCAUCCGGAGACUCUUGCGACACCAUUGCCUCCAAGAACAGCAUCACCACAACUCAGUUCAAGAGCUGGAAUACCGAGAUUAACGCUGAGUGCUCUAACCUCUGGCUCGGCUACUACGUCUGCGUCCACGUCCCUGGAGCCGUCACCCAAAAGCCGACAACCACCACCAAGGCCACCUCCACCGCUCCCGCCGCGACCAACACCCCCCAGAUGCCCGGUAUCGUCUCCAACUGCGACGGUUACUACAAGGUUGCCUCGGGCGACCAGUGCAGCACCAUCGCUGCCAAGUACGGAAUCACCACUGAUCAGUUCCUUAGCUAUAACAGCUAUAUCAAUGCUCAAUGCUCCAAUCUUUGGGUCGAUUACUACGUCUGCGUCCACGCGACUCCCUCUCCCCUGAUGCCCGGCAUCGCGGGCAACUGCAAGAGGUACCACCAGGUCAAGAGCGGUGACAGCUGCUCGAGCAUCGCGUCGAGCGCUGGAAUCACAUUUAAUCAGUUUAGGCAGUACAAUACCCAGGUGAAUGCUGAUUGCAGUAACUUGUGGUUGGGGUACUAUGUUUGCACUGGGGUUUAAGAGGGGUCGUUUGUGUUAAAAUGUUUGGGUUGAGGGGUGGAGGACUGGAGAAGAAGGGGAUUGGCGAGUUAGCUGGUCGUCUUUUUUUUUACCUCUACUCGAUACUUGGUUCCUACCUAGUAACUAAUUUGUCCACCGCUGGUUUCUGACUCAGUGCGGUCAGGCUCGAUGGCGACACUGGCGCGUCUGAAUAGUGUCUGUCAAUCGCAUGGAGUUCGCCACACAAUUUGUGCUUUUUUCGACGAACGUCAAAUUUGGUGUUAGUAUCGCUGCUGUUGUCGGCGUUGGCGUUGGUGUUGGUCGUUACUAGUACCUCUAGGGAGCACCACGCAAACUUGAAUCGCUGCUUUCGA
Messenger RNA from Neurospora crassa OR74A, 2135 nucleotides. RefSeq names its product LysM domain-containing protein. The transcript is spliced from 6 exons. The record is from RefSeq and is a predicted model, not a curated record. NCBI's taxonomy places the organism in Eukaryota, Fungi, Ascomycota, Sordariomycetes, Sordariales, Sordariaceae. The coding region runs from base 565 to 1782 and encodes 405 amino acids.